This is a messenger RNA of Morchella importuna, 1035 nucleotides long. RefSeq lists its product as uncharacterized. The coding region runs from base 1 to 1035 and encodes 344 amino acids. Lineage: Eukaryota; Fungi; Ascomycota; Pezizomycetes; Pezizales; Morchellaceae. The transcript has 4 exons. Gene Ontology annotation, cellular component: cytoplasm. The record is from RefSeq and is a predicted model, not a curated record.
AUGGCACCAAAACAGCUUCCCACCCGUCCUCUAGGAAAGAAUGGUCCUCAAGUCUCCGCAAUCGGUUUAGGCCUCAUGGGUCUCUCCAUUGCCUAUGGAGAGGUCGAGAACGACGAGGAGCGCCUCAAAUUCCUUGACUAUGCCCACGAGCAGGGCGAGACCUUCUGGGACUCCUCAGACAUCUACGGCGACAACGAAGCCCUCAUCGGUAAAUGGUUCGCAACUCGCCCCGGAAAGCGCGACGACAUCUUUCUCGCCACAAAAUUCGGUAUCAAAGUGGACCCAGCAACAUACUCCAUGUCCGCCGAUGGAACACCCGAAUACGUCCAUUCGGCCUUCAACGCCUCACUGUCUAAGCUUGGUGUAUCCUCAAUAGACCUCUACUAUGUCCACCGCAUCGACGCCUCAACCCCCAUCGAGCACACCGUCGGCGCAAUGGCAGAGCUCGUCGCAGCCGGAAAAGUAAAAUACCUCGGCCUGUCCGAGUGCUCCGCAGACACACUCCGCCGCGCAUACGCUGUGCACCCCAUCGCAUGCGUGCAGGUCGAGUACAGCCCCUUCGCGCUCGAUAUUGAGAAGCCGCACGUGGACCUCCUACGGGCGUGCCGUGAGCUCGGCGUAUCGGUUGUGUGCUAUAGCCCGCUGGGGAGAGGUAUCAUGACGGGGCAGAUCAAGAGUAGGGACCAGUUUGAGCCGACAGACUGCAGGCUGUUCUACCCAAGGUUCAGCGAGGAGAACUUUCCAAAGAACCUGGAGCUGGUGGAAAAGGUGAAUGAGAUUGCGGUGAAGAAGGGGAUCACGCCGGGGCAGGCCACUUUGGCGUGGAUCUUGGCGCAGGGGAUCGAUUUUAUUCCGUUGCCAGGAACCAAGAAGGCGAAAUAUCUCCAGGAGAAUAUCGAUGCUAUUAAUGUACAGUUGACACCCGAGGAAGUCGCAAAGAUCAGGGAGUACUGCGAGAACUGUGAGCCCGCCGGCGAAAGAGCAGCUGCAAUGAUGAACAACAUGGACUACGGCGACUCAGCCCCGUUGAAGUAG